UCCCAGUUCCCUCCACGACAAAGUUAUCAACCUCGCUUCACAUGCGUGCCUCCCCACUCACCACGUCAUAAAACUCGUACACACCCACAAAUACACGAGCCCACAACGCACCGAGACGGGCAGAGAGAAAGAGAGAGAGAUUGCAAAUAUGGGGGGGCAUGAGGAAGAGGUGGGGGAGGAAUAUUUGUUCAAGAUAGUGCUGGUUGGUGACUCUGCGGUAGGCAAGUCCAACCUCUUGUCACGCUUUGCUCGCAACGAGUUCGAUACCAACUCCAAGGCCACAAUUGGCGUGGAGUUCCAGACCCAGGUGGUGGAGAUUGAUGGCAAAGAAGUCAAGGCCCAGAUCUGGGACACUGCUGGCCAAGAACGUUUCAGGGCUGUCACCUCUGCUUACUACAGAGGCGCUGUGGGUGCCCUCAUUGUUUACGAUAUUAGUCGGAGGACUACCUUUGACAGUGUCAAGCGCUGGCUCGAUGAACUCAGCACUCAUUGUGAUACCACAAUGGGGAGAAUGUUGGUUGGGAACAAGUGUGAUUUGGAGAAUAUAAGAGAGGUAAGUGUGGAGGAGGGCAAAAGCCUAGCAGAAGCAGAAGGAUUGUUCUUUAUGGAGACAUCUGCACUUGAUGCUACUAAUGUGCAAACUGCAUUUGAGAUUGUUAUCCGGGAGAUUUACAACAAUAUCAGCAGAAAGGUUCUGAAUUCUGAGUCUUAUAAGGCUGAAUUGUCGAUGAAUCGAGUAAGCCUGGCCAAUGGUUCUGGCUCAUCCAAGCGAUCUUUCUCUUGUUGUGCUAAUUGAUCUUUUGUUCUUUCAGUUUCACAUUAAACUUAAUUAGGGUACCUCUUAUAUACCUCUUUGUACUCUUUUCUCUUUCUUCCUGUUUGAUAGUUACCUCUCAAUACGGUCUCUCGAGUGACCAGUUUAUUUUAUUGGUUCUGGUGCUUUUCAUUAAUUGAUCUGUAUUAGAUGAGAUUGGACUUGGAAUUCU
Juglans microcarpa x Juglans regia is the source of this 986-nucleotide messenger RNA. Its product is annotated as ras-related protein RABA5b-like. NCBI's taxonomy places the organism in Eukaryota, Viridiplantae, Streptophyta, Magnoliopsida, Fagales, Juglandaceae. The coding region runs from base 149 to 796 and encodes 215 amino acids. The record is from RefSeq and is a predicted model, not a curated record. The transcript is spliced from 2 exons. Gene Ontology annotation, molecular function: GTPase activity; GTP binding. Gene Ontology annotation, cellular component: endosome.